Molecule: messenger RNA, 1404 nt
Organism: Phytophthora sojae
Lineage: Eukaryota; Oomycota; Peronosporomycetes; Peronosporales; Peronosporaceae
Product: pepsin-like aspartic protease A1
Exons: 2
Coding region: 1-1404 (467 amino acids)
Biological process (GO): proteolysis
Molecular function (GO): aspartic-type endopeptidase activity
Source: RefSeq, a predicted model, not a curated record
AUGUCGAACGGCGUCGCGCGCAGCCAAGCUGUCAACGCGCUGCAGGGCCGAUAUCGGUACCACCGGUCGAUGGACGAGGAGCUGCAGGCCAAGCAGACGCUGAGCGCCAGAGACCCCGUGGACGAGAGCAGUCCGCGCAACGAGGCGACUGUGGAGACGGCACUUCGCUCGGGCUCCGGGUCGCACACCAUCCAGGUGCUGGUCGGCGGCCAGCAGCGCGAACUCAUCAUCGACACGGGCAGCGGCAAGACGGCGUUCGUGUGCGUGGGCUGCAACAACUGCGGCAGUAAACGGAGGCACGAGCCCUUCGUCUUGACGGGCAACACGACGUACCUGUCGUGUGACCGCUCCAUGACCCUCCAGACGAGCUGGGGCGAGCCUGCGUGCAUGGCCUGCGAGAACGGCAAGUGCAAGUACGGCCAGACGUACGUGGAAGGAGACCACUGGAGCGCCUACAAGGCGUCGGACAUGAUGCAGCUGUCGCCGUCGUUCGAGGCGCGCAUCGAGUUCGGCUGCAUCUACGAGCAGUCCGGCGUGUUCCUGGACCAGCCGUCGGAUGGCAUCAUGGGCUUCUCCCGUCACCCGGACUCCAUCUUCGAGCAGUUCUAUCGCCAAAAGGUGACGCACUCGCGCAUCUUCUCGCAGUGCUUGACUGAGGGCGGGGGCAUGCUCACGAUCGGCGGCGUGGAUCUCACAAGACACACGGAACCCGUGCGCUACACGCCACUACGCAGCACGGGCUACCAGUACUGGACUGUGACGCUGCAGUCGGUAUCUGUUGGCAAUCAAAGCAACACGCUGCAGGUGGACACCUAUGAGUACAAUGCGGACCGUGGCUGUGUCCUCGACAGCGGGACGACCUUCCUAUACAUGCCCGAGAGAACCAAGGAACCAUUCAGACUCGCGUGGAGUCGAGCGGUCGGCAGCUUCUCCUACAUCCCGCAGAGCGACACGUUCUACUCCAUGACGCCCGACCAGGUCGCUGCACUGCCCGAUAUCUGCUUCUGGCUCAAGAACGACGUGCACAUUUGUCUCCCUCCCAGUCGAUACUUCGCUCAAGUGGGGGAUGGCGUCUACACGGGCACCAUCUUCUUCUCUCCUGGUCCAAGGGCGACCAUUCUAGGGGCCAGCGUCCUGGAGGGCCACGACAUCAUCUACGACGUGGACAACAACCGCGUCGGCAUCGCCGAAGCGAUGUGCGACCAGCCGAUGCAGGCCGCGGUGGAGCUCAGCCUCGACCCUGGAGGCGAGAAAUUCCACGCCGAGUUCGACUACUCGCAAGCUCCGCAGUGGAUGUUCGCCAGUAUCACGCUCCUGGCGGUGGCUGGUCUUAUCAACGCGAUCUGGGGCGAGGAGUUCUCCUUCUUCUUGAUGCAGGAAGACGGCGACAGGCAGCCCUGUUAA